AUGCUUGCUGCUCCUCCGCAGGCCCUAGCAGCAUCCGGAUCGGCAUCAGCUCCUGUGAUCGUGGAACUCCCCUCCGAGCCUGUGGUUAGUCAGUCGCAGGCGCAGGCGUCGCAGGCGACUCAGGCGACGGGUCGUGCGACAGGCCAGCAGUCGCAGCAGCCGCUGCCGUCGUCGCCUGCUGUCGCGCAGGUGCAGUCGUCAGGGCCGUCGCAUCAGGCGUCGCAGCUAUCGCAGGAGCAGCUGCUGGCGAUGGAGAUUCAGCAGAGCGAGGAGCAGCUGCGACUGCUGCGACAGAAGCGACAGCAGAUCCACGAGGAGGCGAUGGGGGUGGAUUCGCAGAGCCUGCAACAGCAGCAGGAAGAGCAGCAGGUGCUAAACCAGCAGCAGAUGCUACGACAGCAGCAGCAGCAGCAGCAGCAGCAGUCGUCACAGCAAACACAGCUGCAGCAGCAAAUGCAGCAACUGCAGCAGCAGAUGGAAGGGCAGCUGCUGUCUGCACAAACCGCUCCUGCUGCGACUAGCACAGGCGGAGGCACGGGAGCCGCACCUGCUCUCAGCCAGCCUCUAGCCCAAUCGUUGCCACCCUUCCAGCAUCAGCAGCAGGGGAAUCUGCAGACCCUGCAGCCGCCCCUUCCCUCGCAUCCCUCCCUCGCCUCUCUUCCUGCCGUCCAGUCCACGGCUCCCACCUCCUCCAGUGGCCUGCCUUCUAUCCCUGGGGGAUUCUCCCAGGGACCUUCCUCGAGUUCUCAACCACAGGCCUCGAUGCAAUCACAAUCGGUACAAGGGCAGAGUAUGCAGGGAAGUAUGCUUGGACAGGGAAUGCUGGGUCAGGGGUUGCAGGGACAGGGCAUGCAGGGGCAGGGGUUGCAGGGGCAGCAGCAGCAGCAGCAGCAGCAGCAGCAGCAGCAGCAGCAGCAGCAGCAGCCUGUGGCACAGCAACCCACGGUAACCGGAGGGCAGGCGCUGACGGGUUCAGGUGUAGCAGAGGCACCGCCGCCACCACCAUCAGCCGUUGGCGGGGGUUCCGUCCCUGCGUCUCCUGCAGUGCGCACAGCCUCGGGAGGAGGUUCGGUGCAGCGUGCCGGGCCUAGCUCGCUGCUUCGGCAAGGGUCCGGGGUGGGAGGUGCUCCCCAGCUAGUGCAGUCCGUGCCUUCGUCUCCUCAGGUGGGAUUCGAAGUAGCUUCUAGCGCGGAUAGCUUUCCCACCCAGCAGGGUCAGCUAAGUCAACAGGUGCAGGGGCAGGGACAGGGACAAGGGCAGGGGGGUCGGAUGCCGAGGGUGGGUAGCUGGAAUGACCUGUCACAGCAGAAUGCGGCAGCAGGAGCUGGGGGAUUGGCAGGAGGGCCGGGAGUGGUAGACGUGAGCCAACCCACGCCCAUGGACGUUUUCCCGCCUGUAGCACCAGCUGUAGCACCUGCUGUAGCAGCGGCUAUAGCAGCUGCUGUAUCAACUCCUUCACCAGACGAAGGCCCGCUGCUAGGCGCCAUUCCCCGCCGCAUACUGCCCGCUGUAGCUGCAGCGUCAGGGGACGGCGGGGGGGGCUGCGCCAGUGGCACGGGGUCCUACUCCGCCUGUGAUUUCCGCAGCUCUGUUCCGCCUCAGGUGCUCUCCUCCCCCCACGUGGUACCUUCCGUGCCCAGCUCGCCCCAACGCCCUGCUUCGCUUGCUGCUGGCGCUGCUGCGGCUGCGGCACCGGCUGUAGCAGCUGCUUCAGCUGCAGUAGCCGCGUCAGCAGCAGCCGCAGCAGCAGCUGCAGCUGGUGACAUGGAUAGAUGCAUACUCAUGCCGGGCUCAUCUGCAGGGGUGAUAGUUGGCCUGAGUGGGCUCGAAGGCACGCCUCCUCGUGUGGAAAUGGUAGAGCCGUUGGCGCUGAGGAUGAUUCGAGAGGCGGAACCCGCCCCGUUAGACCUGGAUAACUGUGGCGGGGGUAUGCCGCUGGUGGGGAUGCAGUGUGAGGGACUGCCGGUGGGGAUGCAGCAGCAGCUGCAGCAGGCGCAGGUGCAGAGCCUGCUGAAGCUGCAUAUGCAGGCUGCUGAGUCGAUCGGGCAGGUGCAGAUGGGUGGAGAGAGAGGUGGUGGUGGUGGUAUAGGGAGUCACGAGGAGGAGGACGAGGAGGAAAUGGAUGAGAUGGAUGAUGAGGGCGAUGAGGAGGAGGAGGAGCACCUUCAGCUGCACCAUCAGGGUCAGCUGCCCCAAUCUCACCCGCACCACCGCUCGUACCCGCCGCACCUGCUUCUGCACCCGUCACACCCUGCCCACCCAUACCAGCAGAUGCAGCACCUGCCUCCCAACUUUUCCUAUUUCCACCACCCGAGGAAUGGGGUCACAGGGCAUGCCAUGGGCCUGUCUUCUGUCUCCUCUCUCGCCUCCUCCUCCAUCCCAGCUGGAGUUCCUGCUGCUGCCACUGCGCCCAUCCCCCCCGCACCCAUCCCAACCACUCUCAACCCCAUGCUGCUCCCGCCAUCACUACCAACCCUCGACCCAGCAGUCCUAGCCUCGGUUCUCGACUCGGACGCGCGUCAGAGGCACCUUCCCGAGCCUCCAGACACGGACAUGCAGGCGAUGCUGAAGGCGCUACCUGAGCAGGGGCAGCUGGUGAAGGCUGUUCUAGAGGCAGGCCCGCUGCUCCAGCAGCUCCUGGCAGCAGCGCCUAUCCCCUCUUGGAGACCGCUCCCAUUCGCUCCCACCAGCGCCGCAGCAGCGGCAGCAGCAGCAGCGCUCGGCAUGGGUCCCUCCCCAAUCCCUCUCCCUCACCUGACAGCAGCAGCUGCAGCCGCUGCCGCAGCAGCAGCAUCAGCCCGACCCCCUGCCUUGCCUGUCCCCGUGCCUGGCUCCUUUGGCCCUACCGGUGCUGGUGCUGGUGGUGGUGCUGCGGCAGCAGCAGCAGCGGCGGCGGCAGGGGCGGUGGGAGCAGCAGCACACCCAGCACUGUUUCAAUCGUACGGCCCUCCUAUCCUUGCCAACGGGCAUUUACCCCAAUCGUCCUCGUCAUCGGCUCGAAUGAAAGGGGACAACCCAGGGCUGUUAUGA
Molecule: messenger RNA, 3030 nt
Organism: Closterium sp. NIES-65
Lineage: Eukaryota; Viridiplantae; Streptophyta; Zygnematophyceae; Desmidiales; Closteriaceae
Source: the annotation of a GenBank genome assembly